Molecule: messenger RNA, 2159 nt
Organism: Acipenser ruthenus (sterlet)
Lineage: Eukaryota; Metazoa; Chordata; Actinopteri; Acipenseriformes; Acipenseridae
Product: tumor necrosis factor ligand superfamily member 15-like
Exons: 4
Coding region: 300-1043 (247 amino acids)
Biological process (GO): immune response
Cellular component (GO): membrane
Molecular function (GO): tumor necrosis factor receptor binding
Source: RefSeq, a predicted model, not a curated record
CUGACGUGGCGCGUGGGCGCAAUUCAACCCUGCCAAUCCUGUCUGAGGUCCUGCAUGAAGUUUCAGGAUGUAAUCUGAAAUGCAUUCAGGGUCGGCCUCGGGACUUUCCAAAUCUCCCCUGCCAUUGUGAAAACAAAAUUAGACGCAUCUGGUUUCAGUUCGUAGGCGGCGCAUUUUAAAAGACGUGGGGGUGGCGGGGAUAGAAACUCUAUAUUAAGGGUCUUAAUGAGGGGGACAUGUUCAAUCAUUCCCGCAUUAAUCGUACUGUAUUGUACAUGUUACGCCAACAGACAUAAGGCAUGGGAUUCAGACUUGAUUGUAUGCCGGAGGAGGAGAGCGCCACGAUGACAGAACAGGGACUGUUAACGGCGCUGAUUAUACGGGACAGGAGUGAAAACAAGAAGAUAUUUUAUUGUGUUGCUUGCAGCAUGGUUGCAGUUGUGAUGCUGACCACCCUGCCGUUUUAUUUGUUUUUUUUCAUCAAACUGGAUGCAGCUGGGUCAGCUUUGAUUCCUUUAAAUGUUGAUGAAAACGGUGCAGUCAGUUCCAGGAUUUCCCAGCCUCGCGAGAUACCGGUACCCAAAGCUCAUCUCACUGCGAUGGCACACAAUUUAACAAGUUCUGAAGACGCUGAAAACCAAUUUCUACCAUGGGAACACCAACAUGGACAGGCUUUCCUAAAGAAUGGCUUGGAUUACCAGGACAAUGCACUGGUCUUCCCCAUAAGUGGAGAUUACUUUGUUUACGCUCAAGUCACAUUUCGUGAGAUUUACAAGAAAGAAAAAUGUGAACCUAGGAUGCUGAAGCAGACCAUCACCAAGGUGACUGAUAAGUACCCAGUACCCACAGAGCUUGCGACUGCCAGCCAGACUGUGUGCGAGACUGGCAUGUGGGUAAAGACCAUCUAUGUUGGUGCAAUUUUUCAACUUGAUAAAGGAGAUAGGCUGAAAGUUAAUGUCAGUAACAUUAGCUUGGUAGAUUUAACUAGUGAGAAAAAAACAUUCUUUGGUGCGCAUUUACUGCAAAGUAGGCAGCUUGAUUAAAUGGUAAUUAAAAAAAUCUUUAAACUGCCUCUUCCCUAUUUCAAAAUUUCAGCUCAAACUUUAUUUUAAACGUGGUUGUUCAGAUAAUGACACUUUCAGUAAAUUGCUCCCAAGCUGUACUUGGUUCUUAUGAAGCUCAAGUUUAUAAAGAGGAUAUGACCAUGCAGAAGUAUAUCAAUAUUACAUAAGUAUAUUCAAUUUACUGUUAUACAACAAGUAUGUAGUGUACUACAUUUAUUCUUUACCAAUUCAUUUGGAUAGAACAAAAACACUAUUUGUAUGGUAUGUAAAAACAACAAAUGGCUUACAGAUCCGAAUCCCAAAUGAUUACAAAGUGCUUCUUGUUUUAAAGCAGCAUUUAGAUUAGUGAAUGUCUGGAAUGUUCAGCACUGCAGCCUGAGGGUAUGGAACGGGUUACCUAGCCAUCACUGGCCCUUUAACACCCAACUUGACAAAGCUGUGAGGGCAGUCCGCUAGGAACUGGUCAAGCAUCGAUGGGCGUCAUGCCCAUAUCAUAAAUUUUCUGAUCUUUUUAUAUAUUAAAAAAAAAAUCAUGAAGACAUUUGAAUCCUUGUAAUUUGUUCUCUUCUAACUAGUUAAAUUAUCUAUAAGCUUUGGAUGUGAAUUCUCACUUAACUAUAUUUAUUUUGUGAUAAAAAAGGUAUAUCAAAAAGAGGAAAUGAAUAUCCAGUCUACCAAACAAUGUGAGGAACACAUGGCUAAACCCACAUUAACUUCAUUGAUGUGUUCUUAAUCUGGCAUUCUCAAUCCUAAAAUGUCUAUUGUCAUACUGUAGGGGUGAAUGAUUUACAAAAUAAAAAUGUAACUGUUGAUAUAGGGGUUCCACAGUAUACUUUAUAGUUCUUUAUAGUUUGAAAGCAGCAUGCACUAAACAAAGUCACAGCAUUCCCAAUCGGAUGCCACAGUUAGACCAGUCUAUUACAUUUUAUGAAUAUGCAAUACUUUGUUUGGUAGGCUUGCAUAAGAUGUGCUAGGGCAGAUAUGACAUAUUGUCACUGUAAUUAUGUUGAGAAACAGACCCCUGGCAGAUUGUGGGUUAGCUUCUCUGUGGCUUACUGAUUGUAGGGUUAAAUAUAUAUAUAUAUAUAUAUAUAU